CUCUCUCUCAAUCUAUACACACAGCGGGCGCCAGAAGUGUCACAUCACUGUCCAAACGCGGCCAUCAUUCUGGUGGGCACUGACGAGCAUCUGAAGCCCAGUAUCAUAAACCUGACCUCACAGGCGGUCACCUACUCGGAGGGAAUGGCGGCCGCCCGAGGGAUGGGUGCCUACAUAUACGUAGAGUGUUCGGCAGUGACCGGCGAUGGCGUUAAGGAGGUGUUCGAUGCGGCCGUCUGUGCCGUACUUUGGCCAAAGUCAACGCCCCGGCAGUCAAAGCGUACGUGCAUUCUGUCAUAA
Medioppia subpectinata is the source of this 300-nucleotide messenger RNA. The record is from the annotation of a GenBank genome assembly. Lineage: Eukaryota; Metazoa; Arthropoda; Arachnida; Sarcoptiformes; Oppiidae.